AUGGAUCCGGAAUGGGGCGAUGAGUCUGAAGCCUCAACUGUCGGCGACGAGCAGGAGGAUACUAUCAAUGAGAUUGUCGCCGAAGUUAUCGAUCAGUUUCUCACGGAAUUUAGCCGACAACUCGGGAUUCGACAACCGGAAGACUCGUCACCGCCACGUUCAUUGGAGCCCAAGGUGCCCGAGACUGAGGAAGAGUAUCGAGAAUAUGUCUGGAGUUACAUUGAGAAUAAACUCCGUUCGUAUUAUCAACCGGGUGACCAAUACGUGGAAGAGAUAGUGAAAAGUGCAGCUGUCCGCGCCAGGAGUCUCACACAGAAGUAUGAGUUGAAAGCUGAAACCACGCCAAAGUUGGCCAUUAUGGCCUUAUAUGACUUUGUGAUACUUUGCGACGAUAGCAAGUCGAUGAGAAAAGACAGGGGCACUCGCAUACGGGCUCUCGAAGAAACUUGUCAACGUGUUGCUGAAAUCGCUAGCGCUGUACACGAACAGGACGUGUAUCUCCGGUUUCUAAACAAUGCAGAAGAUCGGCAUUUAAACAAGUUGUCUCCUAAUGAGAUCCAAGGUCAAAUGAAGAAGAUAAAGUAUUCUGGGUUGACCAGACUGGGAACUGUGCUCAGAACCAAAAUCGUUGAGCCUCUCAUUUACGAUCCUGUGAUAAAUGGCCUGUCUGCGAAGCCAGUGAUUACUAUUGUCGUAACCGAUGGACGUCCAGCUGGUGCGGUGUUUCUCAUCUCCCGAGUUGGCAAUGAUGCCAAUGCAGAGACAUUCCUGAGUAAUCUCAAGAUGAAUGAGGAACUACAAGAGAUGCUCUAUUGUUGCCAGGACCAGCUGGAUGAGCGACGGGAAGUAUUCCGUAGAGCUGGCAAAGAUGGUCGAUACUCUUCGUAUCUUAUUGAAUUAUUUGUCGCCGCACUAGAUAGCCAGGCUAGAUAG
Aspergillus niger is the source of this 933-nucleotide messenger RNA. RefSeq lists its product as uncharacterized. The transcript has 4 exons. NCBI's taxonomy places the organism in Eukaryota, Fungi, Ascomycota, Eurotiomycetes, Eurotiales, Aspergillaceae. Bases 1 to 933 code for a protein of 310 amino acids. The record is from RefSeq and is a predicted model, not a curated record.